CAGGACCACUGCGGGACCCGAGCGGGCGGCGGCCGAGGGCAGCGGGUCUCCAGGGUCCUCCGCCUCCUCACACGGCUCGGGUGGCGGCUUCGGCCCCGCGGGCUUAGGCCCUCGACAUGGACUCGCAGAAAAUUCUUCAGGAAUCCCAAAAGAGGGGCUGAAGAGAUGGUUCAUUGGUUAAGAAAGAGUACUUGCUGCUCUUCCAGAAAACCAAGUUUGUUUCUGAACACCCACGUGGAAGCUCUACAAAGGAUCAUUUCAACUUUGGCAAAUAAAAAUGAUGAAAUUCAGAACUUUAUUGAUACACUAAAUCACACACUGAAAGGAGUUCAGGAAAAUUCUUCUAACAUACUUUCAGAGUUAGAUGAAGAAUUCGAUAGUUUGUACUCUAUAUUGGAUGAUGUAAAAGAAAGUAUGGUUAACAGCAUCAAGCAGGAGCAAGCUCGCAAAUCACAGGAGUUGCAGAGCCAGCUUAGUCAAUGUAAUAAUGCCCUGGAGAACUCGGAAGAGCUGCUAGAAUUUGCUACAAGGUCAUUAGAUAUAAAGGAACCUGAAGAAUUUUCAAAGGCUGCCAGACAGAUCAAGGAUAGAGUCACAAUGGCUUCAGCCUUUCGCCUUUCUUUGAAACCAAAGGUCAGUGAUAACAUGACUCAUUUGAUGGUGGAUUUCUCUCAGGAAAGACAGAUGCUGCAGACUUUGAAGUUUUUGCCAGGUAAAUACAUGCAUUACAUGGGAGCUUUUAAAUACAAAUUUUUUUAUUGUUAA
This is a messenger RNA of Nannospalax galili (Upper Galilee mountains blind mole rat), 765 nucleotides long. Its product is annotated as FSD1-like protein. The record is from RefSeq and is a predicted model, not a curated record. The transcript is spliced from 7 exons. Lineage: Eukaryota; Metazoa; Chordata; Mammalia; Rodentia; Spalacidae. The coding region runs from base 166 to 765 and encodes 199 amino acids.